Molecule: messenger RNA, 981 nt
Organism: Halichondria panicea
Lineage: Eukaryota; Metazoa; Porifera; Demospongiae; Suberitida; Halichondriidae
Product: proteasome subunit alpha type-7-like
Biological process (GO): ubiquitin-dependent protein catabolic process; proteasomal protein catabolic process
Cellular component (GO): nucleus; proteasome core complex, alpha-subunit complex; proteasome core complex
Source: RefSeq, a predicted model, not a curated record
GCUGGUCCACGAGACUAGGUUAAGGCCAUGUGCUGAGCUGAGCUGAGCUAGUUGUAAAUUGGGUCUGUAUAUUACAGAGCUAGAGGAAGAUCUUGCAAGCAUGAGUGGUAAAUACGACAGUGCACUCACCGUCUUCUCUUCAGAUGGUCACCUGUUUCAAGUGGAGUAUGCACAAGAGACAGUCAAGAAAGGCUCCACUGCUUUGGCAGUGAGGGGUGAGGAUACGGUCGUGCUGGCUGUGGAGAAGAGAGCUCUUGCCAAGCUUCAAGAUACUCGUACAGUGCGUAAGAUCUGUGUCCUUGACGACCAUGUGGCGUUGGCCUUUGCUGGUCUCACUGCUGAUGCUCGAGUGCUAGUGAACAAGGCGAGGGUAGAGUGUCAGAGCCAUAGACUCAACGUGGAGGACCCAGUCACUGUCGAGUACAUCACUAGACACAUUGCUACUACUUGCCAGAGGUACACUCAGAGCAAUGGAGCGCGACCAUUUGGGAUCUCACUGCUCAUAGUGGGCUUUGAUGAGGGACAGGCACCCAAGCUCUACCAGACUGAACCAGCUGGCACUUAUCAUGAGUGGAAGGCCAAUGCCACGGGACGCAGUGGCAAGUCAGUGAGGGAGUACCUUGAGAAACACUUGGCAGUGAAGACUAAGGAUGACACAGUCAUACUGGCCAUCAAGGCUCUCCUGGAGGUGGUCCAGUCAGGCAGUAAGACCACCGCCAUGGAGAAGGGGAAACCCCUCGAGUUCCUUGACUUGGACGCUGUGGACAGGUACAUCGAGAAGAGCAAAGAACAGGAGGCAGAAAGGAGAAAGACAAAGAAAUCUGAUGCCACGCCCUCCUAAAUCCUGAAUCCACAGACACCGCCCCCACAUCACCUCCGAAGUCAACACCAGUGCUCUGCAACUUUGAGUGUGUGUGCUGGGAGUUGGACCCUCACAUCAGUUGGUUACUAGAAAGGCUGGGGUUCAAGCACGCACAAACC